This is a messenger RNA of Camelina sativa (false flax), 2770 nucleotides long. RefSeq names its product type I inositol polyphosphate 5-phosphatase 4. Gene Ontology annotation, biological process: phosphatidylinositol dephosphorylation. Gene Ontology annotation, molecular function: phosphatidylinositol-3,4,5-trisphosphate 5-phosphatase activity; inositol-polyphosphate 5-phosphatase activity; phosphatidylinositol-4,5-bisphosphate 5-phosphatase activity. NCBI's taxonomy places the organism in Eukaryota, Viridiplantae, Streptophyta, Magnoliopsida, Brassicales, Brassicaceae. The record is from RefSeq and is a predicted model, not a curated record.
GAAAGAAAGAAGAAGAAGAAGAAGAAGAGGGUCUGGAGAGAGACUAUCGUAUCGCAGUUUCAUGAUCCGUUUCCUUUUCUUCUUUAGAGAGAAAGAGCAAAUACAUUUCCAGGAAACAACAAGAAGAAGAAGAAGAGGAAAAACCGGGUUGUACCCGAAUACCCAUCUCUCUCUCUCUCUCUCUCUCUCUCUCUCCACCCGGAUUCCAAAGUUGUUGUCUUUCGUUUGCCUCCCCUCUUCCCUCCUUCCCUUUCUUGUUCUUGGAUUUGGCAUCAAAGAGAGAUAACAAAACAGCAAACCAACAACAUCUCUCUCUCAUCUUUCUCUCCACUUUGCUCUCUGUGCCCAGAAACAAGGGCUACCUUCCUUGUUUCUUUCUGCCUUGCUAGGAUUUGCUACACUUACUAGAUUCCCUAAUCUACUAUCUCCUCUCUGUUUUUUUUUUUUUUUUUUUUAAUAACAAGUGGCCUCUCACAUUGACCUCUUUGUAUUCUCAUAUAAAUCGUCAACCAUCUUUUUAGGGGGGAGGAGGGUGUGUGUGUGUGCUCUCCUUAGAUAUAUUCAGUUUUAAUUUUUUUUUUUUGAAUCAGAAGAGAUCUAUCCAUCUCUCUGUUGUAUGAAGCUGAAGAACAAUGGGUGAUGGUCGCCUCAAGAAAAGCAAGCUUUCAUGGCCGAAAACAUUGGUCAAGAAAUGGCUAAACAUCAAGAGCAAAUUAGAAGACUUUUACGCUGACGACUUGUUCGACAGAGGAGGUGAAAGUGGAGAUAGGAGGAACAAUGUCAGUGAAAGAGAGGAAGCAUGUUCUGUCAACAAAAGCACCAAAACUGAGACGACUCAUCCAAGCAAAAGGAAUAGCGGAAGAGCCAGACGACGAAACAAACCCGAAUUCGAUCCACCACUUCCACUUGAUAAUUAUCUUCUUAGGGUAUUUACUGCUACAUGGAAUGUCGCCGGAAAAUCUCCGCCGAGUAAUUUAAAUCUGGAGGAUUGGCUUCACACUUCUCCUCCUUCCGACAUUUACGUUCUCGGCAGGUUCCAAGAGAUCGUUCCUUUGAACGCUGGCAACGUCUUAGGCACUGAGGACAACGGCCCCGCCAAGAAAUGGGUCUCUCUCAUCAGACGCACCUUAAACACUCUCCCCCUCGGUACCUGCCCUACUCCUUCCCCUGUUCCCCACCCGGUCGCCGAGCUCGACUCUGACUUCGAAGCUGCUCCUAACUCCUCCCUCUACCAUCGCACCAGGAGCCUUAGGAUGUGUGACACUUCUGCUUCAUCCCUGCACCUUGACCUUAGGUUCAGCGUCUGUGACCGUUUCAUGCCUGACGAUUUCUACGACCACAGCUUCAGGUAUUGCUCCUCUGACGACGACGAGCCAGAUUCUCCUUCUCAUCAUUGUCACUAUUCCCCUCUCUCGAGGACUGGGUCCUUUGUGGCAGACGAGAGGGACAAGGGAAGAGACAAUUCCAAGUAUUGUCUAGUCGCCAGUAAGCAGAUGGUUGGGAUCUUCUUGACCGUUUGGGUCAAGACUGAUCUAAGGGACAGUGUCCAGAACCUCAAAGUGUCUUGUGUUGGGAGAGGCUUGAUGGGGUAUCUUGGAAACAAGGGCUCGAUUUCGAUAAGCAUGUCCGUUCACCAGACGAGCUUCUGCUUUGUCUGCAGCCACUUGACAUCUGGCCAGAAAGAAGGCGACGAGCUGAGAAGAAACUCUGAUGUUUUGGAGAUUCUAAGGAAAACCAGAUUCCCUAGAGUGAACAACGCAGGCGACGACAUGUCUGAACCCCAGACGAUUUUAGAACACGAUCGGGUAAUCUGGCUUGGAGACCUGAACUACCGUAUAGCUCUUUCUUACCGGUCUGCAAAAGCCCUUGUCGAGAUGAGAAAUUGGAGAGCCUUGCUUGAGAAAGACCAGUUACGGAUAGAACAACGAAAAGGUUGUGUCUUUGAAGGCUGGAACGAAGGGACUAUCUAUUUUCCACCCACUUACAAAUACUCUAACAACUCAGAUAUAUACGCGGGAGAUGAUCGGCUUCCCAAGGCCAAGAGACGGACUCCAGCAUGGUGUGAUCGCAUACUCUGGUACGGGAGUGGGCUUCAUCAGCUGUCAUAUGUUCGAGGGGAAUCAAGAUUCUCGGAUCACAGACCAGUCUACAGUUUGUUCUUUGUAGAGAUUGAGUCGGUAUGUAGAAACCGUAUAAAGAAAAGCUCCAGUUACACCAGCUCUAGGAUCGAAGUUGAGGAACUUCUUCCUCAGCGGUACGCAUAUAACCCGUACUGAUUCAUCAUCAUCGGUCCGACUCGUAAAUCCAUUUGAAGACAGAUCCCGGAAGGAGGUCUCAAUGUGUCUAAAGCCUGAACCAAAACAAAAAAUGUAGUCGGAGGUUUGUGGUGGACUUUUGACAUGCAGAGAGUCAUGGAACAAAACGCAGAUCUUCUUGGUCAAGAUCUCUGUUUCUCGGGUUAGAACAGGACAUGAUUCGAGUGCAAAAAAAAGAAAGGAAUAAGAGUAGUAAUAAGGUCUACAGAUAUUCAGCAGAUCAAAUACAUAUAUAUAUCUUUAGGAUUAUAGAGAAUUGACCAGUUAUUAGCUUCUUUUCAGACCACUAGUUUUCUUCUCUAGUAGUGUAGACGACACACUAGUAGUAGUGUAGGAUUCGUCAAACUUGUGCAUAAAUGAAUUAUAUAUGUGUAUGCUUGGGGAUGUAAAUUGUAAAAUGGAUUCUUUGUAAGGACCAAUGGGUUUAAGAUGAUUGGAAAGUGCAGAUUAGUUUA